AUGCCUUCUCCCGUCUUAUCACCGCUCGCGCCGCUGCGACGCAUCGGAGACGACGUAUACCUCUACGAGCCGUCGACUCCGGCAGCGGACCCAAGCUACCGCGGCCCUUCGCUCAUCGUCCUGUCGACAUGGCUCGGAGGCGCCUCGACUAAGAAUAUUGGGCGCUAUGUGGCCGGCCACAGGGCGCUGUUCCGUAACGCCUCGGUGCUGCUCGUCACGGCGCGGCUGUCCGAGAUCACUGUGACGCCCUUUGCGCGGAUGCAUGGACGGCUGCAGCCUGCCCGCGACGUCAUCGUGCGGCAUGUCUUGGGCGCCGGUGCGUCUUCCUCAUCAUCAUCAUCCAUACUGUGGCACAUUUUCUCCAACGGCGGGCUCAACACCGCAAUCCAGCUGGCGCGCAUCGCUCGUAAGGCCCUGUCAACCACCGGGCACGCCGCCGACCUCGAUACGGCGACGGGUGCCGUCAUCAUGGACUGCUGCCCGGGCGACAGCUCGUUGGGGCGGACCUUCCAGGCGGCGGCUUACUCGCUACCCGACACGUGGGCGGCGCAGACGGUCGGACGUCUAUUGCUUUUCCCGACCAUUGCAGCGCUCUUGGGUGCGCAGAGUGCGGGGCUACUCCCCGGCCGGGGUACCGGCACCGGCGGCGGGUCUCUCGCGGACCUAUACCACGGCGCUCACGACCCGAACAUCUUUGGCCGCGGCGCCCGUCGCAUGUACCUGUACUCGGUCUCGGACCGGCUGGUGCCGUGGCGCUUUGUUCACCAGCAUAUGGCGGAGGCGCGCGACAAGGGCUUCGCCGUUGAUGGGGAGGCCAUUCCCGGCGGGGGCCACUGCGCACUAUUGCGCGGCGACGCUGAUCGGUACUGGCGCGCCGUGGCAAGGUGCUGGGCCGAGACGGAUGAGGAGCGCAAUGAUGCAGAACCGUUAGGUGUUUCCGGUCCGUCUGUAAAGCGACCUAUUAUGGACAGUAUGGUACACUAG
Messenger RNA from Cordyceps fumosorosea ARSEF 2679, 984 nucleotides. RefSeq lists its product as hypothetical. The record is from RefSeq and is a predicted model, not a curated record. The coding region runs from base 1 to 984 and encodes 327 amino acids. The transcript has 2 exons. NCBI's taxonomy places the organism in Eukaryota, Fungi, Ascomycota, Sordariomycetes, Hypocreales, Cordycipitaceae.